Corylus avellana is the source of this 1058-nucleotide messenger RNA. The record is from RefSeq and is a predicted model, not a curated record. NCBI's taxonomy places the organism in Eukaryota, Viridiplantae, Streptophyta, Magnoliopsida, Fagales, Betulaceae.
UUGGCGCUUCCUUACAAACUCACAGCGCCAAAUUAAGCACCAAAAUUCCACAGAAACUCCAAGUCCCCGAAACCUUAGAGUACGUGCUCCAACAGAACGAUGCCGUCCCUGGCCUCCCCGGGCAAAAUCCUCCGAGCUCGAGAACUUCAAGUCCUACAAGGGCCUCCAGAUCAUUGGGCCCUUCUACGACUUCACGGCGAUCAUCGGCCCCAACGGCGCUGGCAUGUCCAACCUCAUGGACGCCAUCAGCUUCGUUCUCGGCGUCCGCACUGGCCAGCUCCGCGGGGCCCAGCUCAAGGACCUCAUCUACGCCUACGACGACCGGGAGAAGGAGCGGAAGUGGGCUCCGAGCUCCACUUCACCCGCACCAUCACCAGCUCCGGCGGAAGCGAGUACCGCUUCGACGGGGCGACCGUGUCGUGGGACGUCUACAACGCCAGGCUCAGGGAGCUCGGGAUUCUCGUCUUUCAGUAAGGAGAAUGCUGGGAUGAGAACUGCCAAGCUAAGAGAUGAGAAAGAAGUUCUGGAUAGACAACAGCAUGCUGAUAUUGAAGCUCGAAAGAAUCUGGAAGAAAAUCUUCAACAGCUGAGAAAUCGAGAGUAUGAGCUGGAUUUACAGCACGAACAGGUAUGACCAAGAUUGAAAAAAAUUUCUGAUACAUCUGCAAAACAUAAGGCUAACCUUGAAGAACUGAAGAAUCAACUGCGUGCAAUGCAAGAGAAACAUCGAAACGACAGGUUAUAAUGAUGGUGGGUCGCUCGUCUCAUGGCUCCAGGAACUUGUUUGAUCACUAUAGGGAGAUGAGGCUUGGCAUUGACAACAUGAGUUAUGAGCUUAUUACUACAUUGAUCCUUUUGCUGUCUUUUGGGUUUUCCCAGUUUCUGUUGAUAUAAAUUAUUGGCUAUGGGCAUCCUAAAUUUGAAGCUUUUGAUAUGAGCUUGCCUUUUGUGUGUAUGUGCGCUGUACUGACUCAUAAAGUUUGUUGGAGCAUAUUAUGUCUGAAUGUGAUGCAUCUCAUCCUCCAUCUAUGAUAGUUGAAAGAUGCAUUUUAGAGUAA